Molecule: messenger RNA, 1475 nt
Organism: Nicotiana tabacum (common tobacco)
Lineage: Eukaryota; Viridiplantae; Streptophyta; Magnoliopsida; Solanales; Solanaceae
Source: RefSeq, a predicted model, not a curated record
UGGGGCCUUAAAUAUUUGUGGCAUAAACCCUAGAGCCGCCCUUGGUGAGGUUUGGAGCAAAAGCAAAAAUGGGGAAGAAGAGAGAACGACUCACAAAUCCAGAACCUUUUCUUGAAGAUGAUGAUUCCAAAUCCAAAGCCUCCUCUAAAAAACGCUCCAAAGCUCCUAAAUCCCACCAGCAGCAACAACAGGUUAUAUCGUCUAGCAUGAGCUCAAAAAUAUUGAAGGAGGCAUUACUUCAGCAGAAGGAGGUAGAUGAAGAGGAGACUCGAGAGAGAAAUCCUAACGCUCUAGUUUUCGAUGAGGAUGUUGUUGCAACUAAAGCUGUAGAGGAGGAAGACGAUGACGACAUUGAUAAUUUUGGUGGGUUCAACGAGACCCUAAGCCAAUAUGGUGAUUUGGAGGAUCAAGUUAAUGAAGAGGAGGUGAGGCUAGUUGAGGCUUUUCUGUCUGCAGAUAAUCGCCCCGAGCUCACAUUGGCCGACAUCAUUAUCGGAAAGCUCAAGGAAAAAGAUGCACAAGUUUCUUCAGAAGUGCAACCAAUGCCCAAACUGGAUGACUCGAUCAUUGAGUUGUACAAAGGUGUUGGCAAGCAUCUUAGCAAAUACACUUCAGGAAAGAUGCCUAAAGCGUUCAAACACAUUCCUUCGUUACAAUAUUGGGAAGACGUUCUAUAUUUAACAGAACCUGAGAAAUGGUCACCAAAUGCAAUGUACCAAGCCACAAGAAUAUUUGCUUCAAAUUUGGGUGUCAAGAAGGCAGAGCGCUUCUACAAGUUUGUCUUGCUACCACGAGUUAGAGAUGAUAUUCGCAAGAAUAAGAGAUUGCAUUUUGCUCUGUAUCAGUCUCUGAAGAAAUCUCUUUAUAAGCCUGCUGCCUUCAAUAAGGGAAUCUUGUUUCCUUUAUGUGAGUCAAGGACAUGCACCUUGCGGGAGGCUGUCAUCUUCGGCAGUGUUAUUGAGAAGGUUUCCAUUCCACAUCUUCAUGCUAGUGUGGCACUGCUGAAGCUUGCAGAGAUGGAGUAUUGUGGCACAACAAGUUAUUUUAUCAAGUUACUAAUUGAGAAGAAAUAUGCUUUGCCCUAUCGUGUACUUGAUGCCAUGGUAUCACACUUCAUGGGCUUCUUUGAUGAAACAAGAGUCAUGCCUGUGAUCUGGCACCUGUCACUUCUUGUAUUUGUGCAGAGGUACAAAACUGAGUUGAGAAAAGAGGACAAAGCUAACAUAAGAGCACUUGUUGAAAGGCAAAGACAUAGACUGAUUACACCCGACAUAUUGAGGGAAAUUGAUAAGAGCAGAAGUCGGGGGGAAAAGGAGGAUGGUGCUAUGUCAAUUGAUAUCCUCUCAUUGAUGGUUUUAAUCUUUCAGCUUGAGCUUAAUUUGGUUUAUUUGUGCUGUCACCUGCUAUUUCCAUAUCAUAGAGGGAUUCUUAAUGUUGUAAAAAACUGCGGAUGAAACAAAAAGUCUUUAAAUCUU